CAGGCAGAGGUGAGUAGAUUGCAGUUCUCCCUCUGAUGUUCAGAAGAAUUUGUGCAUCUACUAAAUUUGUUUUUAAAGCUCAGUGGAAGUGAGGUCACAGAAAACAGUGCUUAUUCUUAUUACAGAACAGUGUCACUGACACUCUCAAAGGAAACACUGAGAACCAGUUUGAGUGGUGAAAACAAAGUGGACAUUUAUCUGGAGAACCUAGUGCUGUUCAGUUAGUGGAAUGGCAGCCUGUUCAGGGGACAAGAAGCUUAUAGGAUGGUUUAUGCUAGUGAUCCUAUGGAUGGCUGUGGAGGGGUGUCCUCACAUCUGUAAAUGUUCCAGAAAAUCCAGUCCUGAAAAGUCAGAGGUCAAUUGUCAUAAGAGGGGUCUUCGUGUCUUUCCCUCCAUGCUGCCUUCUGAUGCCUGGAUUCUCAAACUAGGUGAGAAUGGUAUCACAGACCUGAAGGCUAAUGCUCUGAGAUCAAUUCCAAAGAUUGAGAGUAUCAACCUGGAAAAAAAUGCCAUCAGGUCCCUCCACCCCCAGGCCUUCUCUGGUGCAGAGCAAUUGAUGCUCCUCAAUCUCUAUGGCAACCACAUCACCAACCUUCCACCGAGGGGAUUCCAGGACCUCCUGAACCUUCGCUUCUUCAUGCUGGGACAGAACCAGAUAAGCACCCUCAAACCUGAGAUGUUUGCUGGAAUGGGAAACUUGUCAGAUUUAGACCUUCCUCUCAACGAGCUGACAAUGCUCCCAUCUAAUGCCUUUAAGCCUCUGAUUGCCCUAAAGGUUCUGGACCUUUCCCUGAAUCGCAUCCAGAGGAUCUCUCCCAAGGCCUUCACUGGACUCAGACAGCUCAUGUUCCUCAACUUAGACAAUAACAGCCUGAAGAACAUCCCUGCUGGAGUAUUCAGGCCAUUGCGAUCUCUGGAGAUGCUAGUUCUAGACAACAACCUCCUGUCCACACUGAGCUCCUCAACUUUGGAUGGCCUGGGCAACUUGCAGGAACUCUACCUGAGGAACAAUGAGCUGAAGCACCUGCCACCUGAUGUGUUCAGGAACAUGACCAAGCUUUCCCAGCUGGCUCUCAAUGGAAACCACCUGAAGACAGUGGAUGGAAACACAUUUGCCCUUAUGCCCCACCUGAUGAAGCUUUACCUCCAUGACAACCCAUGGCACUGUGACUGUAACAUCAUCUCCUUGGUGCAAUGGAUGGAACAGACCAAGGCCAAUCUGUCGCCCCGGGGUGCCCUGAGGUGCGUGAGUCCUCCGGAGCUCCUAAGCAAGAGCCUAUACAGUCUUCAAGCUGACAAGCUGCUGUGCCAUGGCUAACACCAGAAAACCUGUAUGAAGACCACCAUAGCAAGGGCGCGGGCCCAUGGAGAUUCAGAUGAUACAUUUUUAUUUUUUUUAAUGAGUUAGUAUAUUUAGAGUGAACAUACUUAAGUAUUAGCCGGAUACUCAGAUGAAAUGUGUCAGUGUCUGCACUCAUUAUGAAGGAAACUCCUUAAUUGAGUAGCUGGAUUCAAUCUUUUACUCUUGUGAUUAAAAAAGAUCAGAAUGUGGUUUGCUAAUAAAUAACAAAUACAGCAA
Molecule: messenger RNA, 1579 nt
Organism: Epinephelus moara (kelp grouper)
Lineage: Eukaryota; Metazoa; Chordata; Actinopteri; Perciformes; Serranidae
Product: leucine-rich repeat-containing protein 15
Exons: 7
Coding region: 230-1318 (362 amino acids)
Cellular component (GO): plasma membrane
Molecular function (GO): protein binding
Source: RefSeq, a predicted model, not a curated record